Messenger RNA from Tetranychus urticae (two-spotted spider mite), 1794 nucleotides. RefSeq names its product cytochrome P450 4c21-like. NCBI's taxonomy places the organism in Eukaryota, Metazoa, Arthropoda, Arachnida, Trombidiformes, Tetranychidae. Gene Ontology annotation, molecular function: heme binding; monooxygenase activity; iron ion binding. The record is from RefSeq and is a predicted model, not a curated record.
UUAUUUGAACCAUUAAUUCAUAACGUUGAAGGAAACAGUUUCAGUUUAAUUCUCAACCAUUGUAACAAUUUAUAAUCUCAUGUGUUGUGGGAUCAUAAACAUCAACACUGAAUUUCUUACCAAAAUUUACAAUGGCUUUUAGUGGAUUGAUGAGUGUCGAAUCUUUGAAAUUGGGUUUACUUCCAAUAGUUUCAUAUUUUAUUUAUGUUUAUUUAUUAAAACCUGCUUUACAUUUUGUUCAUAGAGCCAUUCAUUAUCAUGGAUUUCCCUGUUAUCCGAGAAACUUUAUAUUCGGACAUUCGCUUCUAUUUUGGACAAACUUUCCAUUCCCAUACAACCUCGAAAGUUUUCAAAGAAUGUUUCAUGAAGCAACCAAUAAAUUAGCUGCUCAUGAUCAAGACCAAUCUUUAACAGUUUGUUGGCUUACCUUGCAUCCGAACGUACUUCCUGUGAGUCAUGAAGCAGUGGAGGUUAUAAUGAACAAGAAAAAUGUGAGAAAACAAUUUUUUUAUAAAUUCAUGGGCCUAGGGAAUGGACUGGUAGCGUCAGAACCUGCCCUUUGGAAGGUUCGAAGGAAAUUGAUUGAACCCUUUUUCUCGACCAAAAAGAUUAAAGGUUAUGCUAAACACAUGGACCAAGAGGUUAAAUCAUUCACUCAACAAUUGAAUACGGAAACGGGUAAACCUGUUGACUUGGAGGAUCAAAUACAUAGCAGUACUUUAAAUAUAAUUUUAAAGUCUGCUUUAAGUAUUCCUUUGGAUGAUUCAAUCGAAGAUAAAAAGUCAUUGACAGAGCUAGUCAAUAAAGUGGAACCGAAUUUGGUGAGAAGAUCACUAAAUCCGCUUUACCAUAUUGAUUGGGUUGCCAAGUUUACGAAGUUUGGUCGAUAUUAUUUUGAAACUCUUGAUUUAGUCGAAAAAGUACUUGCCAGGAUGUUGAAUCGCAGAAAGCAAUUGUUAAGUUCAACAUCACAUGAAUCAGAGAAUCAGGAUUUUGUUUCUUUACUUGAAGGCAAAGUGGAUCAACAAGGAUUUUUUGAUGAACUGAUAACUAUGAUUGCAGCUGGACAUGAAACGACGGCAGUGGGUUUGCGUUGGAUUUUAUUCAAUCUCGGCCACCAUCCAGAUGUGCAAGAACGACUAUAUCGAGAGAUUGUUCAAUUUUUCCCUGAUGAUACACCAGUAGAUGAUAUGGAUAAAAUCAACCAAUGCAAUUAUCUUGAUCAAUGUAUAAAAGAAUCACUUCGCCUGAAUCCUCCGAUUCAUGUUUUCGCGAGAUACCUUGAAGAAGAUGUCGUGGUAAAGGAUAAAAGACUUCUUAAAGAUACGGGAGUUCUAGUGUCAUGUCCAAUAAUUCAUCAUAACCCAAAUGUUUAUCCAGACCCAGAAAAGUAUGAUCCUGAUAGAUGGACCCCUGAAAAUGCGUCCAAAAUACCCAAAGCAGCUUAUAUACCAUUUGGUUAUGGACCACGAUCUUGCAUUGGAUACCGAUAUGCAAUAUUAGAACUCAAGAUUUAUACAAUUCAAAUCAUUCGUAAAUUUAGUUUGAGAUCGACUCGGAAACAUGAAAGUAUUCCUUCCAAGUUUGAAAUCACUUUGAAGCCAUGUUUACCUUUGGAAAUAAUUGUGACACCAAGAAAUAACAAUUAAAAACUGUAAAUUGUAAAAGCUUAAAUAUGUGAUCAGCCCAUAAUGACUUGUUAUAGAGUCUCUAUAUUAGAGAUAAUAUAAUAGGAAAUUAUGAAAGAUACUUAAAAAUAAAUUAAAACGAAGAGACACUUUUGUAUCAUGCAAA